Penicillium atrosanguineum is the source of this 1548-nucleotide messenger RNA. Its product is annotated as sugar porter family MFS transporter. Gene Ontology annotation, cellular component: membrane. The transcript has 2 exons. Gene Ontology annotation, biological process: carbohydrate transport; transmembrane transport. The coding region runs from base 1 to 1548 and encodes 515 amino acids. The record is from RefSeq and is a predicted model, not a curated record. NCBI's taxonomy places the organism in Eukaryota, Fungi, Ascomycota, Eurotiomycetes, Eurotiales, Aspergillaceae. Gene Ontology annotation, molecular function: carbohydrate:proton symporter activity.
AUGGGGAAGUCAGGGUUCAUGAAGAACUAUCGAGUCUAUGUACUCACAUCCGUCGCCUAUUUGGGCUCGUUGCUCUUCGGAUAUGAUACGGGUGUUAUGGGCUCAGUUCUCGCCAUGGACAGCUUCAAGAAAGAUUUCGGUCUCCCAACAUCAUCGUCCGGUUUCGCCGAUACCGCGAAUGCCCAAGUAUCCUCAAAUGUGGUCAGUCUCUUGACAGCAGGAUGCUUCUUUGGAUCUAUCUUCGCCGCCUUCCUCAACGACCGAAUUGGCCGUCGCUACUCCCUGAUGAUCUUCGCCUCUAUCUUCCUGGUCGGAGCCGCAGUCCAAGUAGGCUCCCACCACGCUAUUGGACAGAUCUACGGCGGUCGUGUCAUUGCCGGUUUGGGAAUUGGAGGCAUGUCCAGUAUUACUCCUGUCUUUGUCAGCGAGAACUGCCCCCCGGCCCAAAGAGGUCGGAUUGCUGGUCUUUUCCAGGAAUUCUUAGUCAUUGGAAGUACUUUUGCAUACUGGCUGGACUAUGGUGUUGCUCUCCGUGUGCCGGAGGGAACUAGCCAGUGGCGUAUCCCCGUGGCUAUCCAACUGAUCCCCGGUGGUUUAAUGCUCAUUGGUCUCUUCUUCCUAAAGGAGUCUCCCCGUUGGCUGAUGAAGCAGGGCCGCCGUGACGAGGCUUUGAAGUCUCUUGCCUAUAUUCGUAAUGAGAGCGAGGAUAACGAGGAGGUGCAAAGGGAGAUUGCUGAGAUCUAUGCUGCAAUUGAAGAAGAGACUUCCCAAACGGAGGGCGUGACGUGGAAGGAGUGCCUGCAGAAGAGCAAUCGGUAUCGGUUCUUCCUUGGUUUCAUCAUCAUGUUCUGGCAGCAGUUCUCCGGAACAAACAGCAUCGGAUACUAUGCACCUCAGAUCUUUGAGUCGAUUGGUGUUAGCUCGACCAAGUCGUCGCUGUUUGCUACAGGUGUGUACGGUACGGUGAAGGUCGUCGCCACGGCAAUCUUUCUGCUUAUUGGUAUCGAUCGCUGGGGUCGGAAGUGGAGUAUGGUUGGUGGUGCUGCUUGGAUGGCUGCUAUGAUGUUUAUCAUUGGCGCUGUCUUGGCUACGCAUCCCCCAAACCCGGAUGCUACCUCUGUCUCUCCUGCUUCCACUGCUAUGGUGGCUAUGAUCUAUCUCUACGUGAUCGGAUACUCUUUCUCAUGGGGUCCGACUCCUUGGGUGUAUCUCGGUGAGAUCUUUCCCACUCGUCUCCGUGCUUACGGUGUUGGUCUUGGAGCUGCCUCGCAGUGGCUCUUCAACUUUGUCAUUACUGAAGUGACUCCCCGUGCGAUCAACAGUAUUGGGUGGAGAACUUUCCUCAUGUUUGCCAUCUUCUGUUCGGCCAUGGGUAUCUUCGUCGCCAUCUUUGUAAAGGAGACCAAGGGAAGAACUUUGGAAGACAUGGACCUUAUCUUUGGCGCUAUUGAUGAGGAACAGCGACAGGCCGAUGUGGAGAAUACUUUGCACAAGAACGACAUCCACGCAGAGCAUGUAGAGGGGGAAAAGAAUCCCGAUCACAAAUAG